This is a messenger RNA of Arabidopsis arenosa, 1924 nucleotides long. The record is from the annotation of a GenBank genome assembly. NCBI's taxonomy places the organism in Eukaryota, Viridiplantae, Streptophyta, Magnoliopsida, Brassicales, Brassicaceae.
UUCUCUUUUUCCGGCGAGGAAGGACGGUGGUUGUAAUCGGCGGCGAUGGAGAUAUUAAGGACGAAAUGGGUGGCUAUGGCGGCUAGUAUAUGGAUACAAUGCACAAGCGGCGGUUCCUACACCUUCGGAAUCUAUUCCGCUGUCCUGAAAUCGACUCAAUCGUACGAUCAAUCCACCCUCGAUACCGUCUCCGUCUUCAAGGACAUCGGAGCAAACGCCGGAGUUUUCUCUGGGCUUUUAUAUACUUACGCUACCUCCAAUCGUCGCCGUGGACGGGGAGGCGGAAUUGGAGGCGCAGGAGGACCUUGGGUGGUGCUUGCUAUUGGGGCAAUUCAGUGCUUCGCCGGGUAUUUUCUCAUUUGGGCCUCCGUUACCGGAGUUAUUAAGAAGCCGCCGGUGCCGCUGAUGUGUCUGUUUAUGUUCUUAGCAGCUCAGUCGCAAACGUUCUUCAAUACGGCUAAUGUUGUUAGUGCCGUUGAGAAUUUCGCUGACUAUGGUGGUACAGCCGUUGGCAUUAUGAAGGGGUUUCUUGGUCUAAGUGGAGCAAUACUAAUUCAACUGUACGAGACAUUGUGCGCUGGAGAUCCGGCGAGCUUCAUUCUCUUACUGGCAGUAACACCAACAGUGCUCUCACUCUUGGUCAUGCCUCUGGUCAGGAUCUAUGAGACAAGCGUAGCCGAUGAUAAAAAGCAUUUAAAUGGUCUUUCAGCUGUAUCUCUAAUCAUUGCAGCUUAUCUUAUGAUCCUUAUCAUAUUGAAGAACACCUUUGGUUUGUCAUCAUGGGCCAAUGUUGUCACACUUGUGUGUCUACUCGUUUUGCUUGCCUUGCCUCUACUUAUUGCGAGAAGGGCACAACGAGACAGCAUGGAGAAAACAGUACCACAUGAUUAUUCCCCUCUCAUAAGCAGUCCAAAGGCAACAACCUCCGGUAACCAAAGUUCUGAAGGCGACAGUAGAAUAGAUUCUGGUCUGAGUGAGAACCUGAAUCUUCUGCAAGCUAUGAAAAACCUAAGCUUCUGGUUGUUGUUUCUUGCCAUGAUUUGUGGAAUGGGUUCUGGACUUUCGACGAUAAACAACAUUCGGCAAAUAGGCGAGUCUCUUCGAUACUCAUCUGUUGAGAUAAAUUCAUUGGUCUCCUUGUGGAGUAUAUGGAACUUUCUUGGUAGAUUUGGAGCUGGUUAUGCCUCAGAUGCAUUGCUACACAAAAAAGGAUGGCCACGUCCAUUGCUAAUGGCUGCAACACUUGGAACAAUGACGAUAGGCCAUCUAAUUAUAGCCUCUGGUUUCCAAGGAAACCUUUAUGUUGGUUCUGUUAUAGUUGGCGUUUGUUAUGGUUCACAAUGGUCUCUGAUGCCUACAAUCACCUCUGAACUAUUCGGGGUUCGGCACAUGGGAACCAUCUUCAACACCAUAUCUGUGGCUAGUCCCAUCGGUUCCUAUAUCUUCUCUGUAAAAUUGAUCGGUUAUAUCUAUGACAAGACUGCUUCUGGGGAAGGGAACACAUGUUAUGGCUCUCACUGCUUCAGGCUGUCAUUUAUUAUAAUGGCCUCUGUUGCAUUCUUCGGGUUUCUUGUCGCCAUUGUACUGUUCUUUCGGACAAAGACGCUCUAUCGUCAGAUUCUCGUAAAGAGAUUGCAUCGCCGAUAAGAGUUCUUGUGAAUACUAUACUUGAGAAAAAACGAAUACCGCUUCUCUUGCUACAUCCAUGGUUAGCUUAUGCUUCCCAAGAGGUACACAUCAAUUACUUUACCUGUUACUUGAUUGUAAGUUAUGUUUGUAUCAAAUGUCUGUGCUUAGAGAUGGGAAGAAAGAAAGCUGAGAUCAUUGUCUCUCUUUCUUUUUUGUAGUUUCUUCCAAAAAUGUGAGUUUUUCUUUGUGAAGUGUAUAGACAUCUCAUACUUCCCAAUAAUGUUGAAAUUUUUUA